AUGAAGUCCAUUGUCAUACUGAUUUCUUUAAUAGGCAUAACACUCCCUUCGGCGUACUCCCGCCGUGUACCGUUUUAUAGAAAAGACUACACGUACAUUGAGGAGUUUGAUGCUUUCUAUAAACUCCACUGGGACUUGAGUGGAACAAAUUGGAACUUGGCUUUCAUGGCCUGCGAUGAUGAAGGCGCCACAUUGUUCUAUCCGAAAAUCAGAGGAGAAUGGGCUUUGGUGAAGAAUUUGACUGAUAAAAUGACCGAAGAGCCAAAUGUGACAGAAAUAUUUGUUGGAUUCCACAACGAAUUUGACUUAGGAGAGUUUAUUACCGUUGAUGGUCAUUCGACACCAUAUCCACUCGAUGUUAACAGUCCUCAGAGUGAUCUAAUGGACAACUGCGUGACGAUGAACAUAGACAACGGCAUGUUUCAUGAGGAUGUUUGUAUUCGCACACAGAGUACACCCUUACCUUUCGUUUGCAAGAAAACUGACGACGAAUCAUGUCCGACUAUUGAUCGCGGUUACAAAUAUGUAAAAUCUUCUCGGAAAUGUUAUAAGAUAAACAAGAAACCGCACAUGUGGCAGGAUGCUAUGAAGACUUGUUUCAUGGAAGGUGGAAUACUGGCAGUCAUAGAGAACAGUGCACAAGCAAAGGAUGUUUAUAAUAUAAUCGAUGAUAGUAAUCAUUACUUUGUAGGAGUCCGAAGACUUUUCUCUCAAAGUGAUUACUAUACAGUGAAAGGUCAAAAAUUCAGCGAUAUGUACAUCCAGUCAUACGACAAUCCGAAUGCUGAUUGUGGAACUGUAGCAAAUAAUGGUGGUAAUGGAUAUAUCUACACUUCUACUGAAGAUUGUGGCCAAAGGCUACCGUUUAUUUGCGAGAUGGAAGCACAAAAAUAA
Spodoptera littoralis (African cotton leafworm) is the source of this 894-nucleotide messenger RNA. The record is from the annotation of a GenBank genome assembly. Lineage: Eukaryota; Metazoa; Arthropoda; Insecta; Lepidoptera; Noctuidae.